AGUAUGGCUGGGGAUAUUAGCUAGCACUCGCUAACGGUAUUCUCUGCAAAAGGGAAGACGGUAACAGAAGAGAAAAAUCAACAUCUGGAUUGCUAAACGGACUUGUACACCAUUAAGUUACAACUGAUUUGAAUACAGAUUCAUUAAGACGAAACGUUAUAACCGACGUUUUAUUAUUUGUUUUUUUUUGGUUGGGUGUCUGUUGUCUCAUGAUGGAAGAUAACGGUGCACAUUUCUUCGAGGGGACCGAGAAGCUUUUGGAAGUGUGGUUUUCCCGGCAGGACGAGACCAAGGGAACCGGGGACCUGAGAACCAUCCCGAGGUUUGAAUGGGACAAACUUCUGGAGAAUGUGCACUGUUUGAUCAUAAGUGUGACAAAGACCGACAAGCAGGAAGCUUAUAUACUCAGUGAGAGUAGCAUGUUUGUCUCCAAGAGACGUUUCAUUUUGAAAACAUGCGGAACCACCCUCUUACUGCAAGCACUGGUGCCUCUGCUGGAACUCGCCAGGGAGUACUGCGGGUUUGAUGCCAUCGAGAAUUUCUUCUACUCCCGCAAGAAUUUUAUGAAACCUACCCAUCAAGAGUUCCCUCAUCGAAACUUCCAAGAGGAAGUAGACUUUCUUGGCCAGAUUUUCCCAAAUGGUGCAGCCUACUGUAUGGGACGUUUGAACUCUGACUGCUGGUAUCUGUUUACUCUGGACUUGCCAGAGUACUGGGAGAACAAGUAUGCGGAUCAGACACUGGAAGUUCUGAUGAGUGACCUUGAUCCAGCCAUUAUGGACCAGUUCUAUAUGAAAGAUGGUGUUUCUGCAAGUGAUGUCACUCGUAUGAGUGGAAUUUGUGACCUGAUACCAGGUUCUGUGAUCGACGCCACGAUGUUCAACCCAUGUGGCUACUCAAUGAACGGAAUGAAGACUGACGGGACCUACUGGACCAUCCACAUCACACCCGAGCCAGAGUUCUCCUACGUGAGCUUCGAGACCAACCUCUCCCAGACGUCGUACGAUGAGCUUGUUCGGAAGGUGGUGGAUGUGUUCAAGCCAGGGAAAUUAGUGACUACGCUGUUUGUCAACCAGAGCUCGAAAUGUCGCAGCGUCUUCUCUUCCACCCAAAAGCUGGACGGGUUCAAGCGCGUGGACCGCCAGCUGGCUCAAUUCAACGACUACAACUUUGUGUUCACAAGCUACGCCAAGAACUGCCAGAAGAGCUGAAGGUGGAGGAUGAAGAAGAAAAAGCGUAAAAAAGCCCCUCCUCCAGUAGAAAGCGUCCCGUCGUCCUCCCAUCACGGGGAGGACGGCGAGGCCAGUUUAACCUCCAGUUUGAGUUUGCGUUGUUGUAUCUUUGACUUAGACCUCUUGCAUGAAAGCUCUUUUCUCUGUUUCGAUAUGCUAGCUCACUCGUGCUAUGACCUUCCGGCGCAUGUAGAAGAAUUAAACGCGCUCCAUUCCAGGCUUCCCACCUGCAAAGGCCCCUUCCUGCAGGUCUCCCCCCUCAUCCCACACAGACAGGGCUUCCGGCCGCAUUGAGUCCACGCCCCUGGCAUGCUCAGACUUGUCCGCUUCCAUGUCAUUUACAUGUGCCACCUGUGCUUUUCAUUACCAAAUUGAGUACUUGUCUCAAUGAAUGUAAAUGUUGUUGAAAGAUUUUUUUUUUUUUUUUUUUUUUUUUUAAACAGCUAAACGUUGCGCCCCGACACGCCUCGUGCUUUACUCUUCCAGACAGACGUGUACUACAGUGAAACUCGUUUCCCCUGCGCUUUCAACAUUCGAUUCUGCUUUGCACCUGCACUCCUCGUGUUUUAAAAAGUAAAGUGAAGCUUUUAAGCGUGUAUGUACAGUGUAUAGAAUGUAUAUGAAUAAUUAACACUUAUCCAUUAGCGCGUGUAAAGGAAGCUUCUGGGUGGCCAUCACGUGGACGGGGUGAACGUGUGUGCAGGUCUUCCCUCGCCAGAAUUCUAAGUGUCCCAAACUUUCUGCUUGCCCAGCAGAGCAUUUUUCCCCUCGACAAUACGCCUCGCCUCUGUCUCUUUCCGCCCCAUACAAAAAAAAAUCUAAGCGUACAAUCGAGGCGCACCAGUCUGAGCAUGCCAGGGUCAUCCCGGAUCAUUCCACGUGCAUUUCAUUUCUGGUGCCCAGACAUUUUUUUUGCUGUGAACUGUGCUCCCUUAUUUUUCUUUGUGUGCGUACAUCAAUGGCCUUUUGUUGGUCUCUUGGCUCGGGGUGACCUAUGACGCAGUGGUGCAUGUCGCUAGUGCCGUGUUGCUAUGCUCGACCGUGUCUGUGUGCGCUCCGCCACCCCCCCCCCCCCCCCCCCCCCCCCCCAUUUUUGAAGCGCACGUGGAAGUGCUCAUUUCUGCUUCUCGUGUAUUCCCGCUGCUUAGCUUAGCUUGUGGAGUUCCAGGAAGGCCUGACCAACGGUUUUUAUCACCUGCAUGAAAAGAUCUGGCACGGAGGUUGCUUCUUUUGGAAUAGUUUCCCUCUAGUUUGUCCGUCACGGCCUUUUGGAGUGGUAUCUUCAUUUCCUAGAGGACCAACGUCUGCGCUUGUGCUUUGCAGCCUCAUACACACCUGCACUGUUAAUUGUCGCCAGUACUUGCAGUCGACCAUUUUUGGUCUUCAUUGCAUCUUUCACUACUACUAACUCCUAUUUUGUGUUUAUUUGCUUCGGACCAAUUUUUUUUUUUUUUUAUUUAUUUUGAGUUUUCAGUUUUCCACCAGCGUUUGUCACGCUUGCUUUCCAAGUAUCGAUGAGUGAUUUCCACACAACACUGAGAAUGUGUCACACACACACACUCAAAAGUGUUAAGUAUGGAAGUGUGCGAAUUGAGGCACAGCCCUAACGAGUCCACAAAUUUAAAAACACAAACGUGAGGUUGCUGUUCUAGGAUGUGUUAGCAUGGAUGGAGAAACUUUGCUGUUCUAAUUCUCUUUUGCUGUUCUUUGGAUGGUCGAGAUGUGCUAAAAUUAUAUCUGUGCUUCGAGCUUGAUGCUGAAAUAAAGAAAAAUAUUAAUCUGUGCAUUGUGGCGUGUGUCAAUGUUUGUACGCUGCUACUAGAAGGUGGGCCAAAAGUUCCCACACGUAGGAAAUUAUGCCUGAUGCAUUUCUUAGCCUUUAUCAGGCUAAAAUCCCCUGAUUGCGCCACUCUUGGUUUCUAUCUUUCGGGGCACUUGAAGGCCAUCGUGUGUCCAAUGAAGAUAAGAGACAAAUCAUCUCAAGGAAUGUAUCGCCAACGCCAUUACAGGCAUAACUUCAACUGUGAUCAUGUAAGUUCAACAGUGGAAAAUAAAGUGUUGUCCAAAAUGC
Dunckerocampus dactyliophorus (ringed pipefish) is the source of this 3303-nucleotide messenger RNA. It is a transcript of the gene amd1, whose product is annotated as adenosylmethionine decarboxylase 1. Gene Ontology annotation, biological process: spermidine biosynthetic process; spermine biosynthetic process. Gene Ontology annotation, cellular component: cytosol. The record is from RefSeq and is a predicted model, not a curated record. Gene Ontology annotation, molecular function: adenosylmethionine decarboxylase activity. NCBI's taxonomy places the organism in Eukaryota, Metazoa, Chordata, Actinopteri, Syngnathiformes, Syngnathidae. The coding region runs from base 210 to 1211 and encodes 333 amino acids. The transcript has 9 exons.